Molecule: messenger RNA, 859 nt
Organism: Coccidioides immitis RS
Lineage: Eukaryota; Fungi; Ascomycota; Eurotiomycetes; Onygenales; Onygenaceae
Product: DNA-directed RNA polymerase
Exons: 7
Biological process (GO): DNA-templated transcription; transcription initiation at RNA polymerase III promoter
Cellular component (GO): RNA polymerase III complex
Source: RefSeq, a predicted model, not a curated record
CCAUGUUCAUUCUCACGACUAUAUCCGAUCUUGUCCAAAUAUCUCCUGAAGAUUUUUCAAAGCUCAGUGCCGUCGCCAUUGAGGAUAACAUAAACGAGAAAUAUGCCAACAAGGUGAUUCAAAAUGUUGGGCUGUGUAUGGGAUUCUAUGACCUCCUAGAAUCCUCUGACGGUCUGAUCGGACACGGCACAGGGCUUGUUAAUGUCAAUGUUAAAUUUCGAUUAAUAGUCUUCAGGCCCUUCAAAGGUGAAGUCAUCCUUGGAAAGAUCACAAGUGGCACGGAGCAAGGAAUUAAAAUCGGCCUCGAGUUCUUCAAUGAUAUUCUGAUCCCCCCUAGUCUCCUGCUUGAUGGAGCCAAAUUCGAUUAUACCGAUCAGGUCUGGGUUUGGGACAACGGUGAAGGUGCCACCUUUUAUUUUGAUAUAGGUGAAACGGUUCGAUUUCGAGUGGAAGCGGAAGAGUGGCAUGACCAGAUUCCCAACGCUCCAGAUAUGCCAGAUGGCUCAUCCGCAGUAGAGCGAAAACCGGCUUAUUCGAUCAUUGGCUCCAUGCAAAUUGCGGGUCUUGGACUUGUUGCUUGGUGGUCGUGAAACGAGAGCCAAGUAAUCGGGAUUCUUCACGGCUCAAGGCCAAACGAUAUCUUCAGUUUAAAAAAGCACGAGUGUUGCUCGAAUCUCCCCCUCCCCCCCAAACGACAACAACAACGAAAACUAUUCUAGCAGGAUACGCACAACCCCAACUUCUUUGCUCUCAGCUCUUAGCGUGGUGGCUUGCUACCAGCAAUGCACUCUACCCAACAACGCUCGUGGCUCCAGAUAACGAGAUCGAGUGGCCCAGACCACUCGGGGAGAAUAUCAAA